Sinocyclocheilus grahami is the source of this 845-nucleotide messenger RNA. RefSeq names its product heme-binding protein soul5, like (gene soul5l). The coding region runs from base 83 to 844 and encodes 253 amino acids. Gene Ontology annotation, molecular function: heme binding. The transcript is spliced from 8 exons. The record is from RefSeq and is a predicted model, not a curated record. NCBI's taxonomy places the organism in Eukaryota, Metazoa, Chordata, Actinopteri, Cypriniformes, Cyprinidae.
CAGUGUUCAUUUAACACUCGGGAUUUUACUGUGUACAUUUGUUUGUUUCUAAAUACACAAUGUACGUUCUCGUGCAGCUGCCAUGAACCUGGAGAAGAUCGUGUGUAAUAUCAUCUCGAUACUGCUGAAGCUCACGGUGCCGUUCCAGUGGCAGUGGUGUCAGGAGACGUGUGUGUGGUCUGUGGGAAGAGAAAGCUGUUCCGGGUCCGCUGCUGAUGGGAUGCUCCUCGCUUCUUCUCCGCCGGAGUCACGAGUAAACACGAUGCGUCUGAUCGGCGUGACGCUGCUGUCUCUGCUGUCUCUGGAGUCUCUGGCCGUCAGCAGUGUUGGCCCCAGUAACUCGUCCAGCAGCUUCUGCAGCGAGUCUAGAGAAUGUCUUCAGUUCGAUCUGCUCUGCCGGACAGACGAGUACGAGGUUCGUCGUUACUCAGCCACGCGGUGGGUCUCUUCAGACGCCGAGGCGUAUUUCCUCGGGGUCGGAGCCGCCAUGGCCUUCAGACGCCUCUAUCAUUACAUCUCUGGAGCCAAUGAAGAGGGUGUGAGGUUUGAGAUGACGGCUCCGGUGCUUGUUGAAGUCCCAGAGGAAGUGAAGAUGUGGGAACCAGCGAUCUACACGCUCAGCUUCCUGCUGCCAUCAGCCUAUCAGGAGCAUCCGCCCACUCCCACCAACGACAAGCUGUAUUUCUCUGAUAUGCCCGACAUGGAUGUGUAUGUGAGGAGUUACGGCGGCUGGAUGCUGUCAAUCACCUCCCGACUCCACGCCCACCUGCUGAGCAGAGCACUGCUGAGAGCCCACGCCCACUUUAACCACACCCACCACUACACUGUGGGCUACGACAGGUGAA